UCCCACUCUGUCCACCCAUCCAAGAGGUUGUAGCAGAUGCUCACCUCACUUUUGACUUUUUAUCAACACUUGGAUUGACAUUGCGGUGGAUUUUAGGAUUACAUUUCUUCGCACCUGUAAAGGAGGUAACUUGGGGGAUUUAUCAUUGGAUAGGGGAUGAUGCUUUAAUGCUGAGCUAAGGGACAAGUGCACAUGUGAGACCUGGAGGAUAGGAGCCACACAGAGCGAGAAAGAGAGACCUCCAGUGAAACUAAGUGAUCUGUAAUCCAGGUAGGAGUAUCCCUUUCCUGCAGUCAAAUGACCUAGUGGCCUCAUGGGUGGAACGUUAUUAAUAUUUUUUUUUAUAAACAUUUACAAAAAUUGUAACACUGAAAAUCCGGUGUUUCUAUGUCAAACAGUUUUGUUAUAUUUCAGUCUUCUGUGAUGUAUAUAAAGUGUAAUAUUGGGGGCAAACUCAAAACUGAAUACAUUUCAACUCUAUAUCUGACAUGUGUUCUUUUUCUUUUAGCUCAUAACCAUGUGUGUGAGGUAUAUACUUUUAUUUCAUAGUAGAUUUGUUUAAGACAACCAAGAAACACUCUGUGUGACCCUGAUUUAGCCCACUGCAGUAAAAAGUUAAAUACGUCUGUCUCAUUAAAAUUGUUUUAUUUCUAGCUAUUUAGAUUGUUUCUUUGGAGGGUAGUUUUAUGUUUUUGUGCAUUUGGAUUUUUGUGUUUGUGAUAAAUUUUUUGUGAGAGGAGCUCGGAGGAGCCACAUGUUUGAUGCUCCAUCACGAGUAGAUACAGGAGCCAUGCCCUUCUCUUAUUCAUUAUCCUUUUGGAGUGGAAAACUGCUGCUGUUUUUUACAUCAUUCGCUGGAUGAUGGAAGGCAGGUUUCUGGAAUAGACAUCUACAUUGUAGUCCCUAGUCUGCCAUUGAGAGAGGAGAUGGAAACACACAGGAACCAUGCAAGAUACAGACCAUAGUUUGUACGGGAUAGAUCUGGGCUCAGGAUUGGGUCUUGGGCUGCUAACUAAGUCACAUCACAAUGUUUUUAUCUGUUUAUUUAUUGUAAUUGUGAAAGUAUUUCAAAGUCAACAUGUUGAAACUGAGUUGAAAGCUUACGUGAUAUAGGGAGUUUAUGUGGUGACAGCGGGGGACUGUGGUAGUGUAAAAAGCUUUAUCUGGUGGGACAAAGUUAUGCUAAAUGCAAAGUAGCACUAAAUUAUUUAUUUGUUUCAUAAUUUGAUCUCUCUGAUGAGCCAUCUGUUGAAUAGUCAUUCAAGAUGUAGGCCUAUCAUAUGUAUUGCGGGUGGAUGGGUGGAUAGUUUUUACAAGUCUGAAAAGUUUCCCAGUAGGCUAUAUGCUUUGAGUGGGCGCUUGAGACAUAUUUUCAUUUUCGUCAGCUUUACAUACACACUAAUUACAGAAAUUGCAGCCAUUUCACUAAGUAGGCCUUGAGCUCAUUAUUAGUGUCAGUAAAACCUAAGAAUGUUCCAGGGCAUAAAUAGCUCUGUGGUAUACCAGAUAAAGUAAGCUGCUGCCAAACUAACCAGACUACAGGUUUAACCCAAAAUCAUGGUGAUUGCACAGGGUGUUCACAUGUUGACCAUGCUGCUGGAGGAUAAUGAACAAUCAAGCAAAGUGUAGGACAUCACACAAUUUUGGCUGUGGGCACUCCCCUAUGAUGUAACUGUAGAACACAAGACAGGAGAGGAGAAACCAUAUAAGAACAGAACUUAACUUAGUCAAGUUCUACUAAGUUCCAAGUUCUCAGUAGGAAUCACAUUCACAUAACAUAUUUUUAAACGGGUUCCACUAUUUCACUCCAUUUCACUUUACUAAAACAUUCACAUAGCUGGAUUUCUGGAUUUCAUUAUCCUGUCAUUGCUAUGUACGAUCUGUCUAACACUCACUGUUAAAAAAAGGACAAAUCAAAGAUAAAGCGUUGAAAGUAGAAUGGUAAGACAUUGCCACAUCAUCAGACGUCCAUACACCAAAGCCACACAAAGCUUUCCCCACACACCACUCGUCUAGCCCUCUGAUGACAGUGUAGCAUUGGGCCCACAGACUUAUUAUACUGUAUUUGACUCUGAUCUUAGUUCACUGCUGCUAAAUCACACAGACACUCUUCCCGUAAGGAUGACUUAAAUAUAUAGAUGAGGUUGAUGACAGAUGACAGACACAACCUUGUAACCUCUCUAUGGUGACACAGUAAGUUCUAGCAGAGUUGGUGUUUGUGUUCUAUCAACACCAUGUUACUACAAGAGCACUGUCACUGACUUUCACGCCCAGUCACUCUAGUCACUGGGUCAGGUUUCAAUUGGCCUUCUCUAAGAGUGUCAACUGACACAUUCCUCAAUCUACUUCCAGAAGAGAUGCAUACAUUUAGAUUUGUUGACUACUACCUCAAUGAGUAAAUUAGAGUUUAAUACGGAAUUGUAGCUUUUUGUGAAAUCAAUAUUCCCCAAAGAAAAGCUGUUUAUCGGAAUCAGAAGACAUUUUACAUGAUAUUGCACUCCAAUAUUCAAGGAUAAUACUGUGGCUUAGGCAACAGGAAAUGUCCAGUAGUAUCUCACACCUGUCUGCUUCUUGGUAGUUUGUAAUGGUGACCUGUUGAUGUCUACAGGUUGGAGACCUUGAUGGUGAUCACAACCUAAGCUCAAAAGAUCAGAGCCUGAUAUGGAGCUGCGACUGGGAUGCAGGGCUUCCCUGGUCCUGAUCAUACUGGGCCUGACGCUCUCAGGACAGAGGGUUGAUGCUCAGAGCAGGGCAGGUAAGGACAUCAGCUGUUAAUAGCUGAUUCAAAUAGUAUUUGUUUUCUUUCAUAUACUUUGAGCCACACUGAGCUUGUCUGGAACCAAUGGAGUAGAAACCCUGCCCACCUGGCACUCCACACUACAGUGCCUUGCAAAGGUAUUCAUCCCCCUUCGCAUUUUUCCUAUUUUGUUGCAUUUCAACCUGUAAUUUAAAUGGAUUUUUAUUUGGAUUUCAUGUAAUGGACAUACACAAAAUAGUCCAAAUUGGUGAAGUGAAAUGAAAACAAUAACUUGUUUCAAAAAAUUAAAAAAAUAAAUAACGGAAAAGUGGUGCGUGCAUAUGUAUUCACCCCCUUUGCUAUGAAGACCCUAAAUAAGAUCUGGUGCAACCAAUUACCUUCAGAAGUCACAUAAUUAGUUAAAUAAAGUCCACCUGUGUUCAAUCUAAGUGUCACAUGAUCUGUCACAUGAUCUGUUCUGAAAGGCCCCAGAGUCUGCAACACCCCUAAGCAAGGGGCACCACCAAGCAAGCGGUACCAUGAAGACCAAGGAGCUCUCCAAACAGGUCAGGGACAAAGUUGUGGAGAAGUACAGAUCAGGGUUGGGUUAUAAAAAAAUAUCUGAAACUUUGAACAUCCUACGGAUCACCAUUAAAUCCAUUAUUAAAAAAUGGAAAGAAUAUGGCACCACAACAAACCUGCCAAGAGAGGGCCGCCCACCAAAACUCACGGACCAGGUAAGGAUGGCAUUAAUCAGAGAGGCAACAAAGAGACCAAAUAUAACCCUGAAGGAGCUGCAAAGCUCCACAGCGGAGAUUGGAGUAUCUGUCCAUAGGACCCCUUCAAGCCGUACACUCCACAGAGCUGGGCUUUAUGGAAGAGUGGCCAGAAAAAAGCCAUUGCUUAAAGAAAAAAAAUAAGCAAACACGUUUGGUGUUCGCCAAAAGGCAUGUGGGAGACUCCCCAAACAUAUGGAAGAAGGUACUCUGGUCAGAUGAGACUAAAAUUGAGCUUUUUGGCCAUCAAGGAAAACGCUAUAUCUGAAGCAAACUCAACACAUCUCAUCACCCCGAGAUCAACAUCCCCACAGUGAAGCAUGGUGGUGGCAGCAUCAUGCUGUGGGGAUGUUUUUCAUGGGCAGGGACUGGGAAACUGGUCAGAAUUGAAGGAAUGAUGGAUGGAUAAAUACAGGGAAAUUCUUGAGGGAAACCUGUUUCAGUCUUCCAGAGAUUUGAGACUGGGACGGAGGUUCACCUUCCAGCAGGACAAUGACCCUAAGCAUACUGCUAAAGCAACACUUGAGUGGUUUAAGGGGAAACAUUUACAUCUCUUGGAAUGGCCUAGUCAAAGCCCAGACCUCAAUCCAAUUGAGAAUCUGUGGUAUGACUUAAAGGUUGCUGUACACCAGCAGAACCCAUCCAACUUGAAGGAGCUGGAGCAGUUUGCCUUGAAGAAUGGACAAAAAUCCCAGUGGCUAGAUGUGCCAAGCUUAUAGAGACAUACCCAGAGAGACUUGCAGCUGUAAUUGCUGCAAAAGGUGGCUCUACAAAGUAUUGACUUUGGGGGGGUGAAUAGUUAUGCACGCUCAAGUUUUCUAUUUUUUUGUCUUAUUUCUUGUUUGUUUCACAAUAACAAAUAUUUAGCAUCUUCAAAGUGGUAGGCAUGUUGUGUAAAUCAAUGAUACAAACCCCCUCAAAAAUCAAUUUUAAUUCCAGGUUGUAAGGCAACAAAAUAGGAAAAAUGCCAAGGGGGUGAAUACUUUCGCAAGCCACUGUAUGUCAAUCUUCAGUAGUUAGAAAGAAAAUAAAUAAAUACUAUUUGAACCAAAGCCUGGUUCCUACUAUCUUUAUGUACAGUACUGGAAGUUCCUCAGGUCUGAAUUCUAACAUACUACCAUCCACUUCCUCUCAGGCUGUAAGAACGUGCACUAUGACCUGGUGUUCAUCCUGGACACGUCGUCCAGUGUGGGGAAGGAGAACUUUGAGAAGAUCCGCCAGUGGGUCUCCAACCUGGUGGAGUCGUUCGACGUGGGCCCGGACAAGACGCGCGUGGCCGUGGUGCGCUACAGUGACCGGCCCACCACAGAGUUCAACCUGGGACGGUACCUCACCAUGGACGAGGUGAAGAGGGCCGCCAGGAACAUCCGCUACCUGGGCGGGAACACUAUGACCGGGGAUGCUAUCAGCUACACCACCACCAACAUCUUCACAGAGCGGGCCGGGGCCAGGCCUGCAGCCAGGGGCAUCCAGAAGGUGGCUAUCCUCCUGACGGACGGGAGGAGCCAGGAUUACGUGUUGGAGCCUUCCAAUGCUGCGGCAAAGGCCGGGGUGAGGAUGUUCGCGGUGGGCAUCGGGGAGGCUCUGAAGGUGGAGCUCGAGGAGAUCGCUGCGGAACCUAAGAACGCUCACCUGUUCCAUGUUACAGACUUCAAUGCCAUUGACAAGAUCAGAGGGCGGCUGAGGAGACGGCUCUGUGAAAGUAAGUAACCAAUCACACAGGCUCCGUGAGAGUAAGUAACCAAUCACAGGCUGAGAAGGAGGCUCUGUGAGAGUAGAUUUUCAGGUGUAGGAGUUUUCUGUGACUGCCCUUACUCUUUAGUUUGUCAGUUUCGAGAAAACAGAUUCCAACAAGAGGUCUACAUUACAUACACAAUCAGGAUAUCAGAAUUGGGUUUCAAAUUCAGUUGAAAAUGCAGUUAUUUCUAUCAAUCAAAAGCCUCAACCUUCUUACUAUACAAUCUGUGACUUUGAACUGCACUUUAAAGAUAGCUAAAUCUAUAUCACUCUGAAUGUAUGUAUCCUUAAAUGACACUGUGAUUAUCCCCUAAACCUUACACUCCAAAACUAACCCUUUUACACCCCUAAGCAAGACCCUAAUCCCAAACUCCACCCCACACCUUAAUUCAAUUACAGUACAUGAGCUAUUUCACAUGGCUUUCCUCUCGACUAGGCCUUUCCUCUCGACUAGGCCUUUCCUCUCGACUAAGCCUUUCGUCUCGACUAGGCCUUUCCUCUCGACUAGGCCUUUCCUCUCGACUAGGCCUUUCCUCUCGACUAGGCCUUUCGUCUCGACUAGGCCUUUCCUCUCGACUAGGCCUUUCGUCUCGACUAGGCCUUUCCCCUCGACUAGGCCUUUCCUCUCGACUAGGCCUUUCCUCUCGACUAGGCCUUUCCUCUCGACUAGGCCUUUCCUCUCGACUAGGCCUUUCCCCUCGACUAGGCCUUUCCCCUCGACUAGGCCUUUCCUCUCGACUAGGCCUUUCCUCUCGACUAGGCCUUUCCCCUCGACUAGGCCUUUCCUCUCGACUAGGCCUUUCGUCUCAACUAGGCCUUUCCCCUCGACUAGGCCGAUCCUUCCUGUACUUCCUCGUCUCUGAUUGGGUGUGACAUGAUAUGUGUGAGGUGUGGGCGUUACGCAGAGAUCAGCUCGUAAAUGACAGUUUUUGAGACCGAUACAUUUUUGUGGCCGCUUGCCCCAGUGACUUGGGUAAGAGGUGUGUAACGCUGGAUAGCCUGAAUUACUCUAACCUCAAUGUAUUUUCCAGGACCCAGCUACACUACUACACAUCCUCCGACAGGGAAACUUUCAGUACAAAUAUGUUGCAUUAUUUUUGUUUGCCAUUAUAAAUAACAACACGUAUAUACUAUAUUAAAAAUGUCUUGACAAGAAAAAUAGAUAAGUGCUAAAACAGUGAGGUAUGUGGCCUGGGACGGCUCUGGGCUGGUGAGAAAAGUGGAGUAGUGAGUAUGUAUUGUAUGUUCAGGACAGGAGGUGGAAGAUGAUUGGUUGGAUGCUUCACACUCCACAAUUUGCAUUCCCCACUAAAAUUAGCUGAACAUGAAAGCAGGGUAUGUCUGAAGCUGUAACGUCUAAACGGAAUCCUUGGGACCUCCCAACUCUGACGUCAGCCUAUUAAAGUUGAAAUUUAAAAUGGUUAAGGUUAGGGAAGAGUUAUGGUUAGGGUAAGGAUAUGGGUUAAGGUUAGGGUUACGGCAAAGACAGCACAGUAUGGUUUAGAAACUCUGGUUAGGGUUUCGGGAAGGGACGUCCCAAGGAUACCGGAUAGCACUAACCUGCCUGAAACCCUGGCUGCAAAACAGUAAAUAAGGAAGAUGAAAUGACACGGUCACACGGCUGUACCUGACGAUUAGGGCCUCGUCACGAGAAAAGUGUUGGACCAUCAUUUCAACAUAGCCUGUCUCUGAAAUGCCACCCCAUUGGGCUCUGGUCAAAAGUAGUGCACUAUGUAGGGAAUAGGGUGCCAUUUGGGAUGCAGCCAUAUUCUCACUUACUGCUGAAGAGCACAACAGGAUGGCAACAGUACAAUACUCAGAGCUGUGUUUAGACAGGAGUCCUUGUGUAAUUAGUGAUACUUGAGUUUGGCAGGACACUAGGAGAUUCAUUUGGAAGCUCUUAACCCUGACCCUUCCCUCUGAGACCACAGAUUCCAAUGUUAAUAUACCCACCUUGAAGUCAGUCUAUAAAUUCCUCUCUAGUCAUAAUGCUUUCAGACAUACCAUCUAUUACGAUAUGGGGAUAAGGGUACUCAGGGGUCACCACAUAGAACCUCUUUUACCCUGGACAACUAGUUCAUGGCCACCCAAAAUGUUUCCUUCUGUAAUCUCUAGCAUCACCAUGUUAGUGGGCACCGCAGAGUGGCCCAAGUUAUUUUUGCUCUGAAAAUUACAGUUCUAAUGUUUCAAGUAGGUCCUAAAGAGCAGUUUAUGACUUCCACGUUGUAUGUUUUCACCUUUUCAUCUAACUGUUAAACACAGUGCUGGGAGAAUAAUAUAUAUAUAAACAGAAACCUUUUAACUCAACUAAACCUCAGUGAAUGAGAAAGGCGUGUUUGCCAAAUCGAAGACUAUUCAACUGCCAUAAUUGUACUUAUGAGGUAAUACAGUAGACUGAAUUAGGUACACUCCUUAGUUAGAGCAUGUUUUCAGUUUUAUGUUUUUGAUUAUGUUUUUGUGAACCAUAGAAGUCCACUAGACAAAUUUGGCCUAUUAUGCUUUCAGAUCUGAGCAAAGUGCCUCAUUUUUCUAUUUCAUAUACAUAUGUUUUUCGUUAAACUUAACAAUGAACAGCAGGCUAAAUAAGGCCCAUCACCUGCUCCACUAUGUUUCCUGUUGAUACAAGACCAUGCAUGACCUCCCAAUCCACCCAUGACAUGGCAUUUCCAGUCUCUGCAGAUAUCUCUUUCCCAGAGGUAGUUAGUGAUGGGGGAAAAAAAUCUAAACAGUUACAUAUCGGGAUAUUAUUUUUUACAAUAUAUUGCAACAUUAUUUUGGACAAUAGCUAGGUUUCCAUACAAUUGUCGACAGAUUUUCAUGCAAACGUUCUAAAAUCUGCAUAAAAACUAUAUGUGCAUUUUCCCAUAAAAAAUGUGUUUCCAUCCAAUUGACUUGUUGCAGAUAAAAGGCUGCUGUUAAAUUCUCAUGUACCGAAUAAAAAAUACAAGUUAAAUGGGUUUCAAUCGCAUUUUCAACUCUACUGAUGUUUUUGUCACAAAAACGUUUGCAUUAUAUAGCGAAUGUGCCCUCUCUGGUCUUGGCACGUGCACUGUAGCCAACAGCUCACGGAUACAGCGCGGGUGUAGUUUACAUGAUGAGAUUAUUAUGGUGUUAUGGUGAUUAUAACAGAGUGACAUUUUUUUCAAUUGUUUUAAACGGCAGCCAAGCCUCGAGCAUCAUGUCACCAGAAUAAGACCCUUGAUAUUUAUUGGAAAGGAGCAUUAAGCUCAUCACCUUGCACUUUCACCACCCUGUGGAGUUCAUCACACUUAUUUUGUAUUUAUUUUUAUUGUUGUUGUAUUUUACCCACUUUUUCGAUGUUGUCUCAUCGCUGCAACUCCCCAACGGGAUCGGGGGGCGAAGGUCGAGUCAUGCGUCCUCCGAAACAUGACCCACCAAACCGCGCUUCUUCACACCCGCCCGCUUAACCCGGAAGCCAGCCGCACCAACGUGUCCGAGGAAAGCAUCACAUUUAUUUCAUCUGUAGCCUAAUAAACUGCAUGCUUUCCCGAGUCGUAGUGGGAGUACCACACACAACAUAUCAUUGCGUGACUCCAAGUUUACGUCGAUAUGAUGGUUAUUAUAUCAAUAUUUGCACAUAAAGGUGUUUCCACAGCCGUUGUUUGCAUGUACUUCACUUGCAUAAGAAGGUUGGAUGGAAACCUGGUUAGUAUCAUAAUAUUAUUUUUGCGCUAUUCGGCUGUACCUACACUAAAACUUCAGUAUUUUUCCUUCAUAGCUUGUUCUCCAUCUUCUUUUUAAAUGGUGAGCCAAUUUGUUUCAGAACUUUUAUUUCCAUGACUGAUCAAAACUCGUUUUCUCAUGGCUCUCUCUUGUCCCUCUGCAGCAGACAUACAGUACAUAAGGUGAGCCCCACACUGCAGAUUCACCUCAACUUGAUUAGGACAUGCUGUUGCAUUGUAUGUUACUGCUGGUGUAUGAGACCUAUGAGAUAUCACUCGGCUCCAAAAAGUUUAGGGCUUUGCCCUGCAUUGCUUCCAUUUUAACUCUGAGGCAGAUCUUUAAAUUAUAGCUGUUGGGCCACAAGGAGAGGGAGUGACUAGCUCUGCAGUGAGCUCAGUCUCAGACCUUCAGUUAUGGCUGUAUCUUAAAACACAGUGACUCACGGCUGUCCUUUCAAAGCUAUUGUAAUUGUUGGCCACAAUAGCUAUGUAGUAUUACUCUAACCAUCUCUUUACAAACUGUGUGUUUCUACCGGGAAUUAAAGACCUCCUAUAACCACCAGCAAGUUCGGAUAUGCUUAAAUAAAGGAAAACUCCAGACAAAAACUAUAUUUUGGUAUUUGUUAAUAUAGUCCCAAAAUGUUUUGCAUGUCAGCAAUCAAGUUUUCAAGAUAUGUAACUUUCAAAAUACAGCAUCUUAUGAUGCAAAAUGCAUCAUACUGGCUAUAUUUCUGUAUUUUUAAAGUGAUAUAUUUUGAAAACUUGAUUGGGACUAUAUCAACAAUGGACUAAUGAAACAAAUACCAAAAGACAGUUUCGGGGUGGAAUUUUCCUCUAAAAUAAAAGUAAAAUAAAAUAAAAAAUAAAACACCCAAGUAAAUUGAACAAGCAAGGAUACACAAACAAACAUAAAACACAUCUCAGAGAUAGAGACCACAUCAAAUGUAGAAAUGAUCAGUUACUUAAUUCCUUUUCUGCCACAGUAAACAACUUAUUAUGGCAGCCAGGCACGAACACCGUGAAACACUGUAACAGUCUACCAAGGAUAAACUGUCUACCUGGAUUUUCCCAGGACAUUAUGAACUUGACUCUGCAUUUACAAAGAACAAGGCUUGUCAAGCGACAGAGCCAUCCCUGUAAAAUGGAUACCAUAGUAAAGUUAAAGCCUCCUUAACUCAACAAAGUCCUUUUUAUAGCCACAAUUAAAGAAAAUUACAGGGUCCGACAGUGCAUGAUCGUCAGAGACACGAUCUGCUGCGCGGUUUGGGUGUCUGCCUGCUUUACACACACACAAGUUUACAUGCACCACACACACACACGCAUGCACACAUACACACGCACACACACACACACUUGAGAUUAACAAUACAUUUGGUUAAGUGCCGUUAGUUCCUCUGAUGCGAAUUUAUCAUAGCAUCACAGUUCAAAGGCAAUAAUGUGAGUUAAAACUGAAUUCCUCUGGUCUUAACACAACUAUGAUGAGGAAUUUAAAUAAUUUCACCGUCAAUACCUUUUAGUGCCAGUGUGUCUGCUCUCCUCUCAGUGUUCAUAGCUGAAAACUAUUUCAGAGAUUUUAUUAAUAGAGAUCAAUGCUAUGCAAUGAGAAUUGGUGUCGCUAAUAUGCCUGUUUUUGCACAUUAACAUCAUAUAACAAACCAUGCAGUAUUCCAGGAAAGGUGGGCAAAGAAAUGUGCAGUACAUUUACAGUAUACCCCCUCUCCAAGCAGAGGAGGCUGGUGGGAUGAGCUAUAGGAGGCCAGGCUCAUUGUAAUAGCUGGAAUGGAAUUAAUUGAAUGGAGUCAAACAUACGGUUUCAUAUAUUUGAUAUGGUUACAUGUAUUCCGUUCUAGACAUUACAAUAGAUCCUCCCACCAGCCUCCACUGUCUCCAACUGAGCCACUAGCCUCCAUCCCAGUUUGAACAUCAUACAAAGAACCCCAUCCCAUUAUUGCCAGCAGCAUUGAUACCUGUUACCUCAGCAACAACACAUAGAAAAGUCAGGAUGGGAUCUUCCCUCCUACAAAUAGAAAAUACUUUUCUGCCAAUGUAAACUAACCCUGAGUGGGGCUGUUGCCUUUCCUCUCUGUCACCACUGGCAUCACUUGGCCAUCCCAGGCCUCUGAGAUAUGUGUGUGUGUGUGUGAGAGAGAGAGAGAGAGAGAGAGAGAGAGAGAGAGAGAGAGAGAGAGAGAGAGAGAGAGGCCUGUGAAGUAUGUAUGUGUGUGUGAGUCUAAAACUGUCACCGCUGGGGUUGGUGCAUGCAGCCCCUACUCCUACUGGAGCCAGAGGCAAUGUCUCUUCUGUCUUGGGCAGUCUGACUGUGUCAAACAGACUGUCUCAGAUCUACCGGUAGUUUCAAUGAAGGAUCCCGUUUCAAUGGGACACGCCCUUCAUAACUCCGAUCAUCUAGUUAAAACUAAUUAUCCUUUUCAAUUAAAACAAUGUAGCUAACAAGGUUUCUAGGAUAUGUCAAAGAUUGUAUUCUCUAUAAGACAUUUUUUUUCAUUUCACACUGUGAACAUUGCUUUGUUGACUACAUGAAUCCAAGUGUGUAUUCUUGCAGCGGAAGACAAAUGACAAAGUGUUAACAUGAAUUACUGUAUAUGGAAGGCAUAAACUGCUCAAAAUAAGAUUCUCUGUUACCCCAAUCUAAUUCUGCACUUCUGCUCUCUCCUCAGACGUGCUGUGCCCCAAUAUGAAGGUCCAACCAGACCGCUUCAAGCCCAACAGCACCAGCUAUGGCCUGGAGGAAGUUCCAGGUAAAAACAGCUUUUCUUCUCCACUUUUCACAGUUAAACUUUUCUCAUUGUUACACAUUCAUCAAACAGAAUGGUUAAAAGCUCAAACGCAAUGUAUCUGACUGCAAGGAUCAUUGGAUCUAUGCAAUCAUGGUGUAUAACAGCGUCUGAAAAUAGGCCCACUACACAAAUACCUGUUUUUCAUGAACAUUUGUACUAAGACCAGAUGGUAAAUUCAUUUACUUUCUCUACCCUCUCCUCUAUCACUUCAGACCUUCCUUCGAGAACACAAAGGAAAAAGUUUUUGAGCCAAGCCAAAACAUACCUUUUCAUUUAUCCAUUUGCUGGGACUAGUUUUCCAUUGUUAUAAUGUUACAAAAAGUAUCAAAGCUUGUACAUGAAGCAGCCUACUUCCCUAGUGUUGACCCACAGACUUUCCAUCCAACUACAAGAGAAGGUGGGACGUUUUGCUAAGUGAACACAGACUAUAUUACUAUCUAUGACAACUUAAAAAUAGUCAUUAUGGUCUAGUUCUGUAUUUACUGAUUAUAUUAAGGCAUCUUAGCAGGUUCAGGUUGUUCUUGUGGUCUCUAUUUUCAGUGGCUGUGUAUUUACCGGUAUAUAUAAAAAAGAGAGUUUCUGAGAAAUGUGGAGCGGUAUUGCUUAACCAGAUAAGUAGGAUGUUGUCUUACAGUCUUAAGGGAUCGGAGUUCCUGUCAAUGCCUCCCAUUCACAUUCAUCAUGCUAAGCGGAAAAACAGACAUGGACCGGGAGGGAUGUCUGACUCCUGCUACAGCCUCUUUACCUGGGGAGAGGAAACUGUCAAAUCUAGUGUGAAAUGCAUAAAUGUGGUCCUCUGUAGCUCAGCUGGUAGAGCACGGCGCUUGUAACGCCAAGGUAGUGGGUUCGAACCCCGGGACUACCCAUACACAAAAAAAUGUAUGCACGCAUGACUGUAAGUCGCUUUGGAUAAAAGCGUCUGCUAAAUGGCAUAUUAUUAUUAUUAUUAUAAAAUAUCAUGAAUGCAGAUCAAAAAACAAAUAUUGUAGUCAUGGCACUGAGAUAUCUGAUGUAGAGAACAUCACGUAGUGAGACAUUUUAGAUUAACGGGCUGUUCAAAAUGUUAAUUUGCUUCAUAACCUAACGUGUCAAAGCGGUGUGAAUAAUUGCAAUAACAUACUUCAGAGUUUUGCUGCUUAGUAAUUGUUCCUUUAAUUCUCCUGAGUGCAUGACUACAUGCUUGGUGGUAGGAUAAUCAUGGAUUUAGUGUCAACUGCCACAACCUAAAUAUUUUCACUCAAAAGUCAAGAUUUUGAUACCACGAUGUAGUGCUAAAGGCAGAGGUGGCCAAUUUCAUCUAGCCAAGCAGUAACACCUGGUUUUCAAAUAAGACUGAUUAUCUGAAUCAGGUGUGUUACUGCUUAGCUGGAACAAAAGCCUGCACCCACACAACCCUUAGCGGAUAAGACCCCUGGGGGAGUCCUCUAGGGCAUUCAAGUCCUAACUCAGUCAUGUGGAGCUGCACAUUGAAACAGCUUUUCAGCCAAGUUCAGGAAAACCCUAUCCGGGGGUGAACAGAGGUUUAACAACGUGGGUUGUAAACCUGUCUGAGAAGCUGAGGCCUUCUGGCUGAGCUGGUGUUUGUUUCUGGUGUUUGAAACGACAGUUCCUCCGGUGGUUCCCACUGACUAGACAGGAUACAUCACAUCCUCUAGUAGACAACCCCAGUGCUAAUUAUGUGGCCUGGCCUUUACUAUAAACUGCAAUAUAAAGAGGAAGAAAUCUGGAUAAAUCACUAGAACUAUGCAGCCAAAUUUGUUUGAAGAUGCUUCACAUUCACAACAACAAUAAAUGUGUUGUUACAAGUCACUUUGGAUAAAAGCAUCUGUUAAAUGGUAUAUUACAUUUAGCUGAAUUGUUCAGGCAGAUCUCAGUGUGGGCUUGAUUGAUUGGCAGAUAUGGGUUAAUCCACACACACACACACACACACACACACACAUCACACACACACACGCACACCACUGUAUUUGUGUCUUUUCUGUUGGAGCUUAAACUAAGUGGAGCCACAGCCCUAUUCUGGCCUUGCUAGAUAUCAGGCCUACUAGGUUUGUCUGUUUAAUAGAUGUACUGCCAGAGGACAUUAAACUCCACUUGUUUAAAGGCAGAGGCCUAAAAUAAGCUCCUAUUUGCAAUUAUGUCAUUGGUGCUCCAAUGGAACAGCUCAGUGUGUGUGUGUGUGCGUGUGUGUGUGUGCGAGUGUGUUUGUGUGUAAGGGUUUCCCGGGUUAGCCACCCACCAUAUUAAUGUGGUUUGGAGAGGACACACCCUUUUAAACAACAAUCAAGUCACUAUGGCAAUGCUAGCAGGGCGCAAGGACCAGGGGCAGGGCGUUAACUAAUGCUGACUGCUAUCCAUCUGAUCUCAGUACUACAGCCAAUGGUCCUGUUGUCCUGUAAAUACACAGACAGUCUGGCAUAAUUCACCAUAAAACUGGGUCAAAUUGUAUUUGCACUGUUUGUUUGACUUAGGCCUAGCUUGAAUAACCUGCUGUUUCAUCCUAUGAAUAUAGAUAUCAUUCAUAAGUUAUAGUCUAGACUGCAGUUUGCUAUGAAUGCUACAGAGAAUCACUCUGAAGAGAGUUUUAAUUUUACAUUUACAUUUACGUUUACGUCAUUUAGCAGACGCUCUUAUCCAGAGCGACUUACAAAUUGGUGCAUUCACCUUAUAGCCAGUGGGAUAACCACUUUACAAUAUUUUUUUUUUUUCUUUCUUUGGGGUGGGGUAAGGGAGGGUAGAAUGAUUACUUUAUCCUAUCCCAGGUAUUCCUUAAAGAGGUGGGGUUUCAAGUGUCUCCGGAAGGUGGUGAGUGACUCCGCUGUCCUGGCGUCGUGAGGGAGCUUGUUCCACCACUGGGGUGCAAGAGCAGCGAACAGUUUGACUGGGCUGAGCGGGAACUGUGCUUCUGCAAAGGUAGGGGGGCCAGAAGGCCAGAGGUGGAUGAACGCAAUGCCCUCGUUUGGGGUGUAGGGACUGAUCAGAGCCUGAAGGUACGGAGGUGCUGUUCCCCUCACAGCUUCGUAGGCAAGCACCAUGGUCUUGUAGCAGAUGCGAGCUUCAUCUGGAAGCCAGUGGAGUGUGCGGAGGAGCGGGGUGACGUGAGAGAACUUGGAAGGUUGAACACCAGACGGGCUGCGGCAUUCUGGAUGAGUUGUAGGGGUUUAAUGGCACAGGCAGGGAGCCCAGCCAACAGCGAGUUGCAGUAAUCCAGACGGGAGAUGACAAGUGCCUGGAUUAAGACCUGUGCCGCUUCCUGUGUAAGGCAGGGUCGUACUCUCCGAAUGUUGUAGAGCAUGAACCUACAGGAUCGGGUCACCGCCUUGAUGUUAGCGGAGAACGACAGGGUGUUGUCCAGGGUCACGCCAAGGCUCUUUGCACUCUGGGAGGAGGACACAACGAAGUUGUCAACCGUGAUGGCGAGAUCAUGGAACGGGCAGUCCUUCCCCGGGAGGAAGAGCAGCUCCGUCUUGCCGAGGUUCAGCUUGAGGUGGUGAUCCGUCAUCCACACUGAUAUGUCUGACAGACAUGCAGAGAUGCGAUUCGCCACCUGGUUAUCAGAAGGGGGAAAGGAGAAGAUUAGUUGUGUGUCGUCUGCGUAGCAAUGAUAGGAGAGGCCAUGUGAGGAUAUGACAGAGCCAAGUGACUUGGUGUAUAGCGAGAAUAGGAGAGGGCCUAGAACAGAGCCCUGGGGGACACCAGUGGUGAGAGCACGUGGUGCGGAGACAGAUUCUUGCCACGCCACUUGGUAGGAGCGACCGGUCAGGUAGGACGCAAUCCAAGAGUGAGCCGCGCCGGAGAUGCCCAGCUCGGAGAGGGUGGAGAGGAGGAUCUGAUGGUUCACAGUAUCAAAGGCAGCAGACAGGUCUAGAAGGACAAGAGCAGAGGAGAGAGAGUUAGCUUUAGCAGUGCGGAAAGCCUCCGUGACACAGAGAAGAGCAGUCUCAGUUGAAUGACCAGUCUUGAAACCUAACUGGUUUGGAUCAAGAAGGUCAUUCUGAGAGCGAUAGCAAGAGAGUUGGCUAAAGACGGCACGCUCAAGAGUUUUGGAGAGAAAAGAAAGAAGGGAUACUGGUCUGUAGUUGUUGACAUCGGAGGGAUCGAGUGUAGGUUUUUUGAGAAGGGGUGAAACUGUUCUGUGAGCUCGCAAUGAGUUGUCAAGCCACGGAGCAGGAGGGGAGGACCGAGCCGGCCGGGAGGAUAGGGGACAUAGAGAGUCAAAAGAUGCAGAAAGGGAGGAGAGGAGGGUUGAGGAGGCAGAAUCAGGAGAUUGGAGGGAGAAGGAUUGAGCAGAGGGAAGAGAUGAUAGGAUGGAAGAGGAGAGAGUAGCGGGAGAGAGAGAGCGAAGGUUGCGACGACACAUUACCAUCUGAGUAGGGGCAGAGUGAGUAGUGUUGGAGGAGAGCGAGAGAGAAAAGGAUACAAAGUAGUGGUCAGAGACAUGGAGGGGAGUUGCAGUGAGAUUAGUAGAAGAACAGCAUCUAGUAAAGAUGAGGUCAAGCGUAUUGCCUGCCUUGUGAGUAGGGGGGGACGGUGAGAGGGUGAGGUCAAAAGAGGAGAGGAGUGGAAAGAAGGAGGCAGAGAGAAAUUAGUCAAAGGUAGAUGUAGGGGGGUUAAAGUCACCCAAAACUGUGAGGGGUGAGCCAUCCUCAGGAAAGGAACUUAUCAAGGCAUCAAGCUUAUUGAUGAACUCUCCAAGGGAACCUGGAGGGCGAUAAAUGACAAGGAUGUUAAGCUUGAAUGGGCUAGUGACUGUGACAGCAUGGAAUUCAAAUGAGGUGAUAGACAGAUGGGUCAGGGGAAAAAGUGAGAAUGUCCACUUGGGAGAGAUGAGGAUUCCUGUGCCACCACCCCGCUGACCAGAUGCUCUCGGGGUAUGCGAGAACACAUGGUCAGACGAGGAGAGAGCAGUAGGAGUAGCAGUGUUUUCAGUGGUAAUCCAUGUUUCCGUCAGCGCCAAGAAGUCGAGGGACUGGAGGGUAGCAUAGGCUGAGAUGAACUCUGCUUUGUUGGCCGCAGAGGCUGCCGGAGACCUGGAACUCCACGUGGGUCGUGCGUGCAGGGACCACCAGGUUAGAGAGGCAGCAGCCACGCGGUGUGAGGCGUUUGUAUAGCCUGUGCAGAGAGGAGAGAACAGGGAUAGACAGAGGCAUAGUUGACAGGCUACAGAAAAUGGCUACAAUAAUGCAAAGGAGAUCGGAAUGAAAUGAACUAAACAUCUGGGAAAGCGAGAGAGCGGGGCCUCCCUCACUUACGUUUCACUGAAACACCCAAAUAUAACUCUCCCAACUUCCACCUCAGAUACUAUAAUUGUUGUAAACUACAGCGGUUCAAUGUUUUCUAGGAAUAGACUAACUUAGUUUAUUCAGCUAGCUAACUUGGUACAGUAUUCUUCCGUGAAAACCGUCCAGGGCACCUAGUCCUAGGACGCCACAGCCAACUAGCAUGCCAGCCUCCAACAACACGGUUUAGCACCAAUACUCGGUCACAACAAACCACCAGUGUGUCAACACGCCAAGCAGAUCAUUCGUGUCCGUGUCUAAUGUUGUGGGUUAGUCCUGACAGCUUGAGCGAGUCCGUCGUCAACUUAUUCAGCCAGUUAGUUAGCUAGAAUAGUUAGCAUACUAGCUAGCCAUUGCUUUCUGCCAAUGAAAAAACCCCUCCACCCACGGCACGAACACACAGAGAGAGCCAAGCUAACGUUAACUAGUCACCCAUGUCCCGAAUUCCCUUGAACGACUCUGGCUACCAGUAUGUGAAAACAAAACACAAAUGUAGGUUAUAACUUACCCCUAGCAGCUACUGUUAGCUAGCCAAGUGCAAAGCUAGCCACUGAAUCGACUCAGCCAGUUCGCGUCUGUUCGCUAGGUCGUUCCAGCUAUUGUUUAGUUAGCUAUCCAGGUAGCAACAAGCUAGCUACAUUUCGAGCUCAGUAGCUACUUACUAGCUAACGUUAACGCUUCAGACAAUGAGGUUAGAAAAACAGCUGAAUGGUAGGCAUUAUUGUAUGUAUUUAUUGUAGGCAGCUAGCUGGCGUAAUUACAGACACUCUUAAGCGUGAAACAACUAUCCACAGUUGCUAAUAGUUACCAGUAGCUACACGCUAGCUAGUCCAGGUAAGCUUAAUCAGGCUACAGUAUACAUUUUCUCAGCUAGAUUUGAAUCACAUUUCCCAUAUGGACAUAAUUCAGAAGGAAUAUGACUUGUGAAUGUCAAUAUGUGAUACUUAACAUUGUUCAGGGGGCAGUUAAGUUUCAUUAUGAAGGCGGUAAUGUGACAGUGCUACUGAAGCCUACAGGCAGGUGGCAAACUGCACAGGCUGCAGAUACACCAUUAGCAACACAUUUUUUAAACCUUAAAACAUACAGGGGCCCCAUAGCCCUGUCAUAGCAUGCUGCUGGAUAACUGUCGAAGGGACCCCAUAGCCCAUCAACUGUCUGAAACAAUAAACAUUCCUCUGACCUGCUGCAUCUAUCUACUUCAUCUCACAGCAAGGAAGUGCCAAGUACUCAGACAGACAGACAGGUCUACUGGUCUGUGGGGUUAACUGCCCCGCCCCACCCCGCCUAGACAAUUAUGGUAGAGUAACACUUUGAGAUCAGAUGUCAUCUGGGUGGGUCGUGGUCGAGGAGGUACCCAACUACCCAUAAUCCAGCUGAGGUUUUUUAUAGCUCUGUUUUCUCUUCUGUCACCGUGCUGCACUAUGCAAAUACUCUCCAUGCUCUGUGCACUCGCUGAGUCCCGUGGCUUUAAUGACGAGCCGGGCUGUAGGACAGACCUGUAAUUUGGAUUGGCAGAGGAUGCUGUAUAAUCAUCAUCCUCCAAAAAGUUAUUCUGAAAAGCCAGAGAAUAGACGGCCAAUGGGGCGACCUGGCUCUGUGGGGAACGCCAAAUGAGUGCAGUAACUGGGAAAGGGAAAGACAUUCUUUUGAUCCGGACAGGGGCAACAUCUGGGCACUAGGCUGCCGUGAUCGUCGGUUCAUAAUUACACACAGUGGGGAUAUCAUGGUCACCAGUCUAUGGUUCUAUGGUUCUCUGCUGACUCGCCACUUGUUCAAUAGGAUUGCUGAAUGGUAGGAGACCCUACGCCUAAACCAGUCUGGGAAGUUUUCAUUCAAAUAGCUACUGGCAGUCUAUUAGUGGGCAACCACAAACUACAGAGAGGAUUUCCUUUUGUUUGUAACUUUUCUUUUCUCAAGUGAUGACAUAUGGUGGAGACCCCAAAUAUGCAUAGUUCUACUCCACUUUAGGGCGUGAGAAUUGUUUGGUAUUUUGAGUGAUCAUUGCUUGUUUUGUGCUGGGAUGGCAAAUGCCCAUUUGCUACAUCCAGAAUCACUAUACAAAACCUUGUGAUCUCUCUCUCUCUCUCUCUCUCUCUCUCUCUCUCUCUCUCUCUCUCUCUCUCUCUCUGUCUCUCAAAACCCCCCAAAUUGAACUGUAUCAAUCUGACUAGCUAGUAAGGAUAUAUAUAUAUAUAUAUAUAUAUAUAAAUUGUGAGAAACAGUAUACAGUAAAUAUCAUCCUAUCUACUUGGGUAUCUGUCUGUCAGUCGUUUUCAACCUAUAGCUCUUUUUAUGGUUUUUAGUGUGUUGCUCUGGACUUUUCAUGAUCUGUGCUCCCUCUGUUGGUGAUCAGAAGAAAGUUCUACAAACCACUUCAAUUAUUUGAUUUACUCAGCUAUAACUUUAGGCUAAUCAUGUUAUUUUCUGUCCUGUCUGUUGCAGGGUUCGACCUGAUGGAAUACUUCAAAGUGGAAAACAUACUGGGAUCAAGGAUUGAUGAGGGCCAGAGUUCCUAUGUCCGACUUGGGACCAUGCCUAUUGUACAACAGACAGAGUGAGUGAACAAUUCUGUAUUUGCUGUGACAAAUAGGCCUACAUUUAAUUCACAGGCCACGGUUUACAUUGAUUGAUUGAGUUGAGUUGCUGACAGGUCUUCCAUCACAAUCUUCCUAUCCUAAUAAAAAGUGAAGACACAAUUCAGCAACUGUUGGAGGGCAGUGGAAGUUUAUUUUUAAUUUUUUUUAAAGCUUCUUUAUUGAUAACACCAACAUGUUUCUACCCUUAGGCUACGUUUACACAGGCAACCCAAUUCUGAUAUUUUUUUCUACUAAUUGGUAUUUUUACCAAUCAGAUCAGCUCUUUGACAAUGAUUGGGCAAAUUAUCAGAAUUGGGCUGCUUGUGUAAAUGCUUUUAUAGGCUACAUUUGAAAAUGGCUUCCAAUAGGUUCAGGUGUUAUGAUACUGAUGGUUUGUCGAGACUGAUGUUUUUUAUGGCUGUGGCUCCCAGCACAGCUCCAUUUAGUUGUUGCAUCGGGGAUAUCAGUGCAUUUCAACAUAACACGUUGGGGGUAAUGAAACAACGGAGCCCCAUUCAUUUUUAAUGGAGGGAAGUGAAGUGGGCGGGGGGACCGUUGGGGAAAGCUGAACUUUAUGCAAAUACUCCACAAUAUCGCAACGCUAUUGACCAAUCAAAGCUCACUAUACCUUCCAGACCCUACUCGAUUGGCUGUUGAUACCUAGCACUACCUAGCUUGCUAGCACCCACAUGAGGGCAGAGCUAGAGUGACUAUCCGAAAAGCUGUUGUUGACAACUAUAGCAUUUUAGCUAAGCCUAACCCUAACCCUUUUCCUAACUUUAACCUCAUUCUCCUAACCUGCUAUGUUAAUUAUCUUAACCUUCUGCAUUAAUUCUACUAACCUGCUACGUGAAGUCACUUCUGUCCAUAGCUGGGUACGCUUAGCUACAGUUGUCAACAAAUCAUCAGUCUUGACACACCAUCAGUAUCACCAAACCUGUAAUAAUAGUUUUCAUCAACUUCCACUACUUUCCAAGAGUUGCCUAAUUUCAUCUUCACUUCAGUUUACUGUUCAAUUCUAAUGAUGUGUCGUUCGCGAACAAACAGCUCUUUUUGAACGGUCCUUGCUACCCGGGAUGUCCCUAUCUCUUUGAAGUUGACAUUUAAAAUGUUUAAUGUAAGGGUUAAGGUUAGGGUUAGGGUUUAGGAAAGGGACAUCCAAAGGAUCCAGUUAGCACUAACCCAUUAUGAAUGGCUCUUGAUAGUGAAUGUUAGGAACCGAAUCGCAUCGGUGAAAGAGACGUUUACUUGGCUCCCUGAUUUGCAUACUGCUACUACUACUUUUUGAGCUUCAAACAAUGAUUAUCUGCUUACAGAAUCAUUCUCUGAAGAUGGUGAAUCCUCACUGCAGAAACAAUAAAUAGUGGGGAGAGCACCUCAUUCUGUUUCACACUGAUUUUGGCAGUGCCCCGUAAAAAAAUGAUUAAUUGGCAACCCUCUGUGCUGUUGUUUUCUAGAGAUGUUUUCCCUCAAGGUCUGCCAGAUGAAUAUGCCUUUGUGACGACUUUCAAGUUCAGGAAGACCUCGAGACGAGAGGACUGGUACCUCUGGCAAAUCUUUGACAAGUAUGGAAUUCCACAGGUGGGUUAUCAUAGUGGUGUGUGUGUGUGUGUGUGUGUGUGUGUGUGUGUGUGUGUGUGUGUGUGUGUGUGUGUGUGUGCAUCAAAAGACUCCAUGCUGAGUCUAUUUGAUUACCAGUUUCAGGGCUGGCAUGAUUAUUGUUUUCCUGAUAAUUUGUACCAUUGAAUAUCAGAGAACAUGUUAUAUUUGCCUAUCAGAUGCAUAGGAGAAUCCUUUCAUUAUUAACACAUUCAACUUUAUUCACUUGAUCCUUCCCCCGGCGCUCCUACCCAGGUGUCUAUCCGUCUGGACGGUGAGAACAAGGCAGUGGAAUACAACGCAGUGGGGCUGACCAAAGACGCAGUGAGAGCUGUGUUCAAGAAUGAGGAGGUGGACAACCUGUUCGACAGGAACUGGCACAAGAUCGCCUUGAGCGUCGAGGCCAAGUCGGUGUCUCUGUACCUGGACUGUAAACUCAUCCAGACCCUGCCCAUCGGGGACAGGGAGGACAUUGAUAUCCACGGGAAGACUGUGAUCGGGAAGAGGCUGUACGACAGCGUGCCCAUUGAUGUGAGUGGCUGGGUGUUCCAAGUAUAAGGGUUGAGGUUAAGAGCAGUGGGAAGUUCAGGGGAAUGGAAGUAUGGUACCGUAUGUGGUGGAACAACAUGGUGGAUUAAGGAAGUACUCUUUAUAUUGUAUUUCUAGACUACAGAUGUGGGAUCUUAAUUUGACUCUUUUGUUGCUGAGAAUUUUCCUGCACAGCAGGAAAUGCAAACUUGUAGUGUACUCAAGGUUUAAAAAGGCUUCUAAAGUUUGUAAUUUCCACUAUGAAAUGUCAGACUUGACUAAUUGGCUAAUUUAGGAAAGGGCCAAUUUUAGCUCGCUAGCUAGCCACCGGAGGACAACAACCCAACGAGAUGCAAUAAUUGAAGUUGUUUCUGUCAAUGACGUAUGCUCUCAAUAUGAUUUGAUAAGAGAGACGCCAAAUCUAUGCUGGCUUCCCUUGACACUUUUUUUGGUGUGCCAGGACCAUUCACAGUUUAGCUCAACGCUGAUUGGCUAAUUUUUUAUACUUUUAUGUCAAGGGAAGCCAAAUGCUCGCUGGCUUCCCUUGCAUUCAAUGCUACGGGCGGCAACAAUGUCAUACUCGUUUGGAUCAGACAGCAUCAGAUAGAUGGCCUACACGUAGAAAGACAGAGGGGCUCUGUUUCGCUCACUCGGAUGCUUUCUCCUGUGAGAUACAGUAUAUUCAGCCUCUUGCAAAUUGAAGAACAAUUCUGAAACGCAGAGAGACGAAAUAUACAUUAUUUAAUAGUUUUUGGUUGUUUUUUGGGAAGCCUGGCUUACCUUGGCAUCCAUGAAUACGCGCCACUGUUCUAAAGUUUGUAAUUUCCACUUUAAAAUGUCAGACUUGAUUUGCCCUAACGAAUCAACUCCUACAAAAAUGUCCAUUAAUUAUAAUCCACAUAAUAAUUCACAUUUCCUGUUGCUGCAGGACAGUUGGUAGAGCAUGGCGCUUGGAACACCAGGGUUGUGGGUUCGAUUCCCACUGGGGGCCAGUAAGAAAAAUGUAUGCACUCACUAACUGUAAGUCGCUCUGGAUAAGAGCGUCUGCUAAAUUACUAAAAUGUAAAAUGUGCAAACUGGCUCAAAUUAAGAUCCUACAUCUGUAGUGUUCAUCUUGUGAUUCUGUGUUCAUUUACUGUACUGUAGUGUAUGUUUAGCUUACUUUGUGACUUUCUGGCCCUGCAGUUUGACCUCCAGAGGAUGAUGAUCUACUGUGACUCCAAACACGCUGAGCUGGAGACCUGCUGUGAUCUGCCCACCGGGCCGGUGAGUCAGACAGUCUGACAAACAGGGUACCUGUCUCUGUGGUAGUCCACUCCAGGAGCAUGUCUGCCAUGGUUUUCAUACUCACCUUACAGUGGUGGGCCACUCCAGUGAGUCAGCCAAUCAUCUGUCACUGUGGUGGGCCUGGGCCACUGUGCUGGACAGAAUGCCUAUCAUGCCUCACUGCUUCCUGAGAGCCAUCUUUCCUUUUUCUCAUUUUCUCUGUCCUGUCCACUUACCUGGCUCACCUUCAGAUGGUAACACAGUUUUUUAAUUCCAGUGCCCCAAGAAGGUGGUGACGGAGGCCCCUCCCAUAGAGAUUCCCACCCCCACCCCUGCAGUGGGGGAGCAGCAGGUAGGACCCCAGGCGGUCAACUGCUCCUGUCCUGCUGGAGAGAGGGUAAGAUCUAUUUAUAAACUUGGUGUUCGAGCCCUGAAUGCUGAUUGGCUGAAAGCCAUGGUAUAUGAGACCGUAUACCACGGGUAUGACAAAACAUUUUGUUUUACUGUUCUAAUUACGUUGGUAACCAGUUUUUAAUAGCAAUAAGGCACUUCGGAGGUUUAUGAUAUAUGGGCAAUAUACCACGGCUAAGGGCUGUAUCAAGGCACUCCACAUUGCGUUGUGCAUAAGAACAGCCCUUAGCCAUGGUAUAUUGGCCAUAUACCACACCCCCUCCUGCUUAUUGCUUUAUUAUAGGUCAUAGCUCCUCUAUAUCAAUGGUCAUGUGUUUUACGGUUUCCAAAGAUCUGUUUAUUUAAAGGGAUACUUAGUGAUUUUGGCAAUGAGGCCCUUUAUCUACUUCCCCAGAGUCAGAUUAACUUGUGGCUACCAUUUUUAGGUCUCUGUGUGCAGUUUGAAGGAAGUUGCUAACCAGCGCUAGCGCAAUUGCUAACUAGCGUUAGCAUAAUGACUGGAAGUCUAUGGUAUCUACUAGCAUGCUAGCAGAUACCCAUAGACUUCCAGUAAUUGCACUAACCCUAGUUAGCAUUGGCUCGCGAAACUACCGCUAACAUACUGGACACAGAGACAUAAAAGUUCAUCUGACGCAGGGAAAGUAGAUAAAGGGCCUCAAUGCCAAAAUUCCAAGGUAUCCCUUUAAUGUUUUACUCACUUGCAAAAUAGAUCUUAUUUUCAAUGUGACUACAUGAUGAAAUAAUGGAUAAAUAAAUGUUCCUUCCCCACAGGGAGAGAUUGGUGUACCUGGUGUUGCCGGUCCCAAGGGUGAAAAGGUCAUCUAACGCUCCUCCUAAGCCAAAUCUCAUGUGUGAUGCAACAAUAUUCCUAUUUUCUGAAUCUAUUAGCUCUGGGCUCGUUGUUGUGCUCUGUCAUAAUGCCACAUGCCUACUCUUUCAGGGUGAUACUGGUGCUCUGGGAGCGGUUGGACCUUCUGGCCUCAAGGGUGCCAAAGGAGAAACUGUAUGA
Messenger RNA from Coregonus sp. 'balchen', 24396 nucleotides. The record is from the annotation of a GenBank genome assembly. Lineage: Eukaryota; Metazoa; Chordata; Actinopteri; Salmoniformes; Salmonidae.